Cylindrotheca closterium is the source of this 96-nucleotide messenger RNA. The record is from the annotation of a GenBank genome assembly. NCBI's taxonomy places the organism in Eukaryota, Bacillariophyta, Bacillariophyceae, Bacillariales, Bacillariaceae.
GCAGAGGCAUUUAGGCCCAAUAGGUCUUCGUUGUUGGUCAUUAUGGUUCUCUUGAAGAGUGAAAUUUCUCUGAAUCUAUGUAGAUCCAACAAGUAG